Phlebotomus papatasi is the source of this 554-nucleotide messenger RNA. It is a transcript of the gene Chrac-16, whose product is annotated as chromatin accessibility complex 16kD protein. Gene Ontology annotation, molecular function: protein heterodimerization activity. Gene Ontology annotation, cellular component: nucleus; CHRAC. Bases 4 to 543 code for a protein of 179 amino acids. Lineage: Eukaryota; Metazoa; Arthropoda; Insecta; Diptera; Psychodidae. The transcript is spliced from 2 exons. The record is from RefSeq and is a predicted model, not a curated record.
UUGAUGACUUUUCGGAAAAAAAAACUGACAGUUUGGCGUUGUUUUUGUUUUACUCUUUCGCCGAUUGCUGUGAUUUUUGUUGAAAAAAUACCAGAAAUACCGAGAAAAAUGAGUGAAAAUCAAGGAAAAUGUGUAAUCUCUGUUAAUAAGAUUAGGACUAUCAUGAAGAGUUCAGCGGAUGUGGGCUCAAUCACCUCAGAAGCCAUCCAACUCGUUAGCAAAUCAACUGAGCUUUUCAUCGCUGAAUUGGCGUCCAAAGCGCACAAAAAACGCCUGGAAAAGGACAAAAUCAAGACGCUGGACUACAAAUCCCUGGCGGAGUAUGUCCAGAAUGAAUCAAAGCUGGAAUUCCUGCAGCAGAUGGUGCCCAAGAAGGUCACAGUGAAGGAAUACAGGGCUUUGUUGAAGAAGAGCGAAGAGGAGGAAGUGCAGGAAAUCUCAGAUGAUGAUGAUGAUGAGUCAUCUGUUUGCUCAUCCGACAGUGGAAAUGCCGACGAUGCCAUCAGUAUUUCAAGUGCCAGUGUUGUAGAAGUGAAGAAUUAAAGAAUUUUUGC